AAAAAGCGCAGCUUGGGGAAGCCUGGGCAUCACCACCGGCUCCCGUGGGGGCUCCCUGCCCGCGGGUUUAGGGCUGGAUCCAGGUGGGAUUUGUUUCCCCAUUCCCCCCCGGCACCGCCGGGCUGCCGCUGCGGUUUGCGGUGACUCACGAGGAAGGCGUCGGGCUGGUUUCUUCACGCCAGGCUGGCUGCUCCUCUCCCCAAAAUUUGCUGCCAUGCAGAAAAAAAAGAGCCCCAACUGGCUUUGAAAUCCUGCAAAUUGAAGCACCCCCGCUGGCCGAGCCUCGUGCGAUGCGUGGCCGCUCUGGCGCACACCCAAAGCGCUCGCGUGGCCGCGGGGCUGCUGCGGGAUCCCCUCUCCCUCGGCAGCAAGGGGUUAAGCGGGGAGGAAUUGCAGCCUUUAUCAUCAGGGCAGUGGAACUGGAAAGGUGAGGCAGGAAGGGGAAACGCCUGGGCUGCGCCCUGGCGAGGCUGCACAGGCAGCAGCGAGCGCACAUGGUGCCGGCAGCCCCUCGCCCCGGCGCAGCGGGCACAGUCGUGAAGGAGCCCAGACCCUCGCCUGGAAGGAGCCGGCAGCGCCCGGGCCGAUGCCAUGGACGGAGCUCAGCCCCCGCUAGCUGCAGAAGAGCUGACAACCCCAGGGCUGAAGAAGGCGCACACCCCCCCUCUGCAUGAGGACGCCAACACGGCUGUCAUCGCAGUUGUCAUCACGCUGGUGUUCAUCACCCUGCUGACGGUCCUGGUGGUGAUCAUCAUCUACCUGUACAGAAACAAAGGCAGCUACCUCACCUACGAGCAGCCGGCGGCCGAGACGGACGUGUCGGUGCAGAUGGAGGACGCCCCCUCCAAGGAGAAGGAAGAGUAUUUCAUCUGAGCCCCGGGCCCAGCGCGCGCCCCUCUCUUGCACUCAGGUCUGAUGCCAUGUGGCCUGAAAUCUCUCAGUCUGGGAUCUAGAAGCUUUUUUUUUUUUUUUUUUUUCUCUCCCUAAUUUAUUCAGCAAACCACAGAAGAUGAAAACCAGGCGUGGCAGAGCGCAGCCCCGCUCCGGCUGCUCGCACCCUGCCCUCCCUUCGGUGCUUCCUAAUACAGCCCAGUGACAAAUGC
Molecule: messenger RNA, 1103 nt
Organism: Oxyura jamaicensis (ruddy duck)
Lineage: Eukaryota; Metazoa; Chordata; Aves; Anseriformes; Anatidae
Gene: SMAGP
Product: small cell adhesion glycoprotein
Exons: 4
Coding region: 592-873 (93 amino acids)
Source: RefSeq, a predicted model, not a curated record